GGCCGGGCGAGCGAAUCAGAGCCGGGGAAACAAAACUGCCGGGUUUGAAAUCCUCCGCCUCCCCCGGCGCCAUCGUCCUCCGCGUGACGGGCCAGAGUCUGGCGCGUCGGACCCACGCACGGCGCGCAGGUGAGCCGGCCCGGGGCCGCGCGCAGUGUACUCCCUUUAAAUCAACAGUUCUUGGAGGUUGGUGAAGUGGAGAAAAUGGCAUCCGAGGACAUUACUAAGCUAGCAGAGUCACUUGCCAAAGCCCAAGUGGGCGGAGGGCAGCUGAGCUUCAAAGGCAAGAGCCUGAAACUCAAUACCGCCGAAGAUGCCAAAGAGGUGUCUAAGGAAAUUGAGGAAUUUGAUGGCUUGGAAGCCCUGCGCCUGGAAGGCAACACCGUGGGUGUGGAGGCAGCAAAGGUCAUUGCCAAAGCCCUGGAGAAGAAAGCUGAGCUCAAGAGGUGUCACUGGAGUGACAUGUUCACAGGGAGAUUGAGGUCUGAGAUCCCUUUUGCUCUGACUGCCCUGGGGGAGGCCCUUAUCACCGCAGGUUCCCAGCUGGUGGAACUGGACCUGAGUGACAAUGCCUUUGGGCCAGAUGGCGUGCGUGGCUUUGAGGCACUGCUGAAGAGUCCUGCUUGCUUCACUUUGCAGGAGCUCAAGCUGAACAACUGUGGCAUGGGCAUUGGAGGAGGCAAGAUCUUGGCAGCUGCCCUGAAAGAGUGUCACAGGAAAUCAAGUGCCGUGGGCAAACCUCUGUCUUUGAAAGUAUUUGUGGCUGGCAGGAACCGUCUGGAGAAUGAUGGUGCCACUGCACUGGCUGAGGCAUUUGGGCUCAUCGGGACGCUGGAAGAGGUCCAUAUGCCACAGAACGGAAUCAACCAUCCUGGCAUUACAGCGCUGGCCCAGGCCUUUGCUGCCAACCCGUUGCUGCGGGUUAUCAAUCUGAAUGACAACACCUUCACAGAGAAGGGGGCUGUGGCCAUGGCAGGGACUCUGAAGACUCUCCGACAGGUAGAAGUGAUCAACUUUGGGGACUGCUUGGUGCGCUCAAAGGGUGCCAUCACCAUUGCUGAAGCAGUCAAAGAGGGGCUCCCUAAACUAAAGGAACUGAACUUGUCCUUCUGUGAAAUCAAACGAGAUGCUGCCCUGACUAUUGCAGAGGCAACUGAAGACAAGUCUGAGUUGGAGAAACUGGAUCUCAAUGGUAAUGCUCUGGGAGAAGAAGGCUGUGAACAGCUCCAGGAGAUUCUUGAAGGUUUCAACAUGGCAGAUGUGCUGGGCUCCCUGAGUGAUGACGAAGGGGAGGACGAAGAGGAUGAAGAUGACGAAGGGGAGGACGAAGAGGAUGAAGAUGAUGAAGGGGAGGACGAAGAGGAGGAACAACAGCUGCAGGAGAGGGGGCAGGGAGAACAGGAAUCGUUGCCUUCUAAGAAGAUUCUUGACUCGCAUGAUUCUACUCCUGUGUCUUCUCCUCCUCCUCCUCCUCCUGUGGAUGUUGCUACAUUCCUCGCCUUCCCGUCUCCAGAGAAACUGCUACGACUAGGGCCCAAGUGCUCUGUUCUGAUAGCUCAGCAGACAGACACAUCUGAUAUGGAGAAGGUGGUUAUGGCUCUCUUGAAGAUCUCUUCUGUGUUCAAAGAUGAAACCACAGUGAAAACAGCAGUGCAUGAAACAACAGAUGCCUUGAUGAGAAAAGCCUUCAUUUCCGCCACCUUUAAUUCUGAUGCAUUCAUCACCAGCCUACUGAUCCACAUGGGUCUGCUCAAGAGUGAAGAAAAGAUCAAGGCUGUCCCAAGCCUCUAUGGCCCUCUGAUGACCCUGAACCAUAUGGUCCAGCAGGAUUAUUUCCCCAAAUCCCUGGCCCCAGUUCUCCUGGCCUUCGUGACAAAACCCAACCGUGCUUUGGAUUCCUGCUCCUUUGCCCGCCACAUGCUGCUGCAAACCCUCCACCAGCUGUAGUAGAACCGCAACUCUGCUCCUUCCCCCUCAUAAGACUCUUAUCAGCGAGAGCUCUUAGCCAGCUGACAGGAGAGGAUGUCAGCACCCAUGGAAACAUGCCGUCUGUCUCUCACAGGGAUGUCCGUCCUUCCUUCUGCUUUGACAAACUCGGAGGAAUCCUGCUGAUAUUUUUUUUACUUUUGUUUUUCCAUUUUUUAAUUGAAGGCCCCUCUUCCAAUGGGCAGGCAGUUGUGCCAGAACUAAUCCUCCUGGGGCUCUUCAUUGCGCUCCAUGCAUUGGAAAGAGGGCCCCAUUAAACGCAACACUGCUGGAAGGGGUUGUGCCCACGCUACCGUCUUGCAGAGGGUGCUGGAUGUGGGCUCUCUGCAGCAGCAGCAGCAGAACCAAGCAGGGCUUUUGCAUGGUGCUCUGGCUUCCAUCUCAUGCUGCCCUGGGCCAUGCACCUGGAAAUUGCAGCAGUAGUGUUGCUUCUCCAGAGUUAUCAAAUUGCCCAGCUGCCUCCUGCUGCUCCAGGCUUGGGAGAGGGGGAUGCUCCCCACUGCUCUUGUAUUCCUAAUCUAACUGGGAGAGGGGUCCUGUGUGGCUCAUCUGUAUUUUAAUCUGCUAAUCCCCUGCUAUACUAGAGUGGAGCUUUCUCUGGUAGGGCUGGCCCUGGUGGUCUUUGCCUGUUCAUUGUGAUAUUGCCAUAGCCUGCCUUCCCCCAUCCCCACUUCCCAAUUAAAUUAGGCUUGGUUUA
This is a messenger RNA of Dermochelys coriacea (leatherback sea turtle), 2683 nucleotides long. It is a transcript of the gene RANGAP1, whose product is annotated as Ran GTPase activating protein 1. The record is from RefSeq and is a predicted model, not a curated record. Bases 205 to 1947 code for a protein of 580 amino acids. The transcript is spliced from 16 exons. Gene Ontology annotation, cellular component: nucleus; cytosol; perinuclear region of cytoplasm. NCBI's taxonomy places the organism in Eukaryota, Metazoa, Chordata, Testudines, Dermochelyidae. Gene Ontology annotation, biological process: nucleocytoplasmic transport; signal transduction; activation of GTPase activity. Gene Ontology annotation, molecular function: small GTPase binding; GTPase activator activity.